Messenger RNA from Aaosphaeria arxii CBS 175.79, 1424 nucleotides. Its product is annotated as alcohol dehydrogenase. The coding region runs from base 345 to 1424 and encodes 359 amino acids. The record is from RefSeq and is a predicted model, not a curated record. The transcript is spliced from 3 exons. NCBI's taxonomy places the organism in Eukaryota, Fungi, Ascomycota, Dothideomycetes, Pleosporales. Gene Ontology annotation, molecular function: oxidoreductase activity; zinc ion binding.
GUCCAAUCACUUAUAUCCUAUCUAUCGGAUCAUGUUUUCGGUCGUCAGUUCUGCUUACUCGAAUAGCGUUCUAGUAACAUCAUGACGCGGAUCUGGAAAAGAGUGACAUUAGUCGGCAGGGACAAGCGAGGAUUUGUAUGUGAGCAUGCUUCGAGUGCUGUGAACCCAUGUUUAGGCUUCAUCCUUCGUUUGGAAUGGCUUCUCGAAGUCUAGGGCGGAUGGAUAUCUUACCCCGCAAUAUGGAGGGAAAGUAUCCGAUGGUUCUUAGUAUAAAUCAUCGUGAUAUCUUUACAUGUAAGAAAGUACAUUAGACAUCGUUUUUGAUUAGCAUAGAAAGAUCACCAAUGGGGAUACCAAGCACCCAGCGAGCAGCAGUCAAGGUCGGCGAGGGUGACAGUGCGAAAGUCGAAGUCAAAUCCAUCGAGGUCCCACAGCCGGCGCCGGACCAGAUUCUCGUGAAGAUAAACUACAGCGGUCUCUGUGCCUCCGAUAAGUCACUUCUUCACGAUGAAUGGUCAUUCUCGGGUGUCUCCAUGCAACCACAGACCCAUGGCGUUGCUGGUCAUGAGGGCGCUGGAGUGGUCGUUGCCGUGGGAUCCGACGUCAAGGAUCUCUGGAAGGAAGGUGAUCGUGCCGGAAUCAAGUGGAUAGCGAGUGUAUGCCGGAAGUGCGAGUUUUGUACUAAUGGAGUCGACGAGUGUCACUGUCCAAAGCAAAUCAACAGCGGCUUCAGCAUUGCGGGAACAUUCCAGGAAUACGCUCUCACGGAUGCUAGGUAUGCAACACGGCUUCCCGAUGGUGUUAAGGAUGAGGAGGCUGGUCCGAUCAUGUGUGGCGGCGUGACGGCCUAUGUUGCAUGCAAGAGGAGUGCUGUCAAACCAGGGCAGUGGAUUGUAUUGCCUGGUGCUGGUGGUGGUCUGGGACAUCUGGCAGUGCAGUAUGCCAAAGCGAUGGGCAUGCGUGUUAUAGCUGUGGAUGGUGGCGACGCAAAGCGAGAUCUCUGUCUCAAGCUUGGUGCUGAGAAAUUUGUUGACUUCACUACUGUCAAGGAUGUACAAGCCGAGAUAAUGAAGAUCACCACCUAUGGUGCACAUGGUGUAGUCGUCACUGCAGCUUCAAAGGCUGGAUAUGAUACGGCACCGCAGCUCUUGAGACCUGGAGGAACAAUGGUAGCCGUUGGUCUGCCCAAAGAUUCGUCCGUCAUUGCCGGCGCUCAUCCGCUUCUUCUGUGUUUGAAGAAGCUCAAUGUUGUUGGUAGUGUCGUGGGGACGUUGAAGGACGUCGAAGAGGCCCUCGAUUUCACUGCUCGAGAUCUUGUACAUCCUAUCUUAACGCGUGGUAAUCUCGAGGACAUCAAUGGUUUUCUCGAUGACCUCAAUGCUGGGAAACUUGCAGGGCGAGCAGUCAUAAAAGUAGCAGCUUAG